AUGUGGAUAUACGAGCGUCACAUGGACAGAGUUAUUGUAGAUGGAAAUUAUUGGGUGAUGUUAAGUCAUUGGAUGUUUGGGAUGAAUGAGAUGGAAGCUGGUGACCACAUUACUAUCACUGUUACAGAGCCAGAUGAUGAACUUGUAAAGGAGUGUGGGGUGAGUCUUGUGUAUGAUGAUGGAGAAGAAGAAGAAGAUGCAUUGGGUUAUUACAAGUCAUGGAAUCACAUAAUUGGUGGAGAUCUCUCCCCUUUUCAAACAACAACAGGAGAAUACAUCCUAGACAAUAUGCGGUUUUUUGCUGAUGGCAUUCACUUGUUUCCCUAUCAUCGAAAAUUCGUUCCAGAUGGUCCCAACUUUCAAGAAAAAAAGGGAAUGUGGUUUAGAGCUUUAUCUCCAAGGAAGCCGGACAUAAUUGGUCGCUUAGGUGAGGGUAAGGGGGAAUCUUCAAGGUCUCAUCCUUCACAUGAAAAUGCUUGAAAAAGAGCGGCUGUCUCAUUUGAAAAUAGAUUCAUUCGUCAAAUGGGUAACCUAUGCUACUGCAACUCGAUGAGUUCUAUCCAAAAUUUCCACAAGUAAGAUGGUUUGCUCCUCAGGUAUUUGAAUUUUUCUUUGUCAUCCACCAUUCCCACCACGAAACCCCAUCUUGAACCAACACCCAAACUCAGUGUUGAGUUGCCUUGAAUUUAUGUUAGACCAUGUAUAUUUGAGCAGUGAGAGUAUACAAGAAGGUAUUGAUUUGUACUUUUGUUUCAUUUUUAAUUCAGUUAUUUAAAU
Messenger RNA from Lactuca saligna, 777 nucleotides. The record is from the annotation of a GenBank genome assembly. Lineage: Eukaryota; Viridiplantae; Streptophyta; Magnoliopsida; Asterales; Asteraceae.